Messenger RNA from Closterium sp. NIES-67, 4762 nucleotides. The record is from the annotation of a GenBank genome assembly. NCBI's taxonomy places the organism in Eukaryota, Viridiplantae, Streptophyta, Zygnematophyceae, Desmidiales, Closteriaceae.
UUGCGAGCACACCUUUUUUGCGAUGUAGUAGAAUCAUCAGCUCUUCUCGCCAGAUUCUCUCGUCGCCCCACUUCCUGCUCGCAUUCAGUCAGUGACGAUAAUCCGCUGAACGUGUGAAGACUUUGUUUGAUAAAAGUAGAAAUCUAUCAACUAUCGCCGCCGUCUCCAAGACGUCAACGCUGCAGCAUCGCCGCUCCACCGUAUAAAGAAUCGUGGCUGGGCUUUCGUUCCCGUCGCGUGGAAGCGCGGUCGCCAUGCGACGCCCUUUCGCCAUGAGCGCGGACGGCGCGGGAAGCCUUUGGCUCGGCGCGCUGUUCGUGCUGACGAGUCUCGUAGGGGUUUCCCCCGUCCUUUCUGUGACAUACGAAGCCUCACAAGGUAUAUAGCAGAGGAGAAUCUGCAAGGGCCCAUUCCCGACUCCAUCAGUAACCUUGUCAACCUCACCGCGCUGUACGCCUCGCCCUGCCAUGCCGCUGCCAUGCCAUGCAGCUACCAUGCCCUGCCAUGCCAUGCCAUGCCAUGCCCUGCCAUGCCAUGCCAUGCCAUGCCAUGCCCUGCCAUGCCAUGCCAUGCCCUGCCAUGCCCUUCCAUGCCCUUUCAGCCAUGCCGCUGCCGUAUAAGGAAAUUUGCACCUUAUUUGUUUGGCAGGGAAAUUUGCACUAUACGGAAUAGUACAAAAAAAAAGCCCUCAGUCGUAACUUCUUUUAAGAGGCCUAGGCGUGUAAAGCCGUACCUCUACCGAGCUGUCCACAGAGGCUUGUGAAGCGUGUGCGGAUUGGUCCAAAUUGAUUGGAACUUCGUGUUCCACCAAAUCCCUUUCGCUGAGGUGUCCAGAAUGCGGCACAGUACCCGGUCCUCCUCUUCUGCUGCGCUGUCACCCCACUUGAUUCCUUUUACCCGGUCUACCCUGACGGCACCUCUUCCUCCGAGUGUACAGAAAAGUCCUGACCAACGAGCUGACAUCCACGUUGAUCAGAUGAAGCAACUUUUUAGGCUGCAACUUCUCCUUCCUGAAAACCGCAUCACAUCUGCCCACCCACAGACGAUGAACAGAGAUGGCUGCCACCGCUGCCUCCGGAAAACCCGACCGUGUGCAUGGUGGCUGGAAGAGCAGGUCUUCCAAGAUCUCUACGUGCCUCGAUGGGUUCACCAUCUUCAGCACUCUCUUCAUCACCCUCACCACCGGUUGAAACACCCUGCAGUCAAACAUGCAGUGCGCCAGUGUCUCUUCCUCUCCGCAGUGAGGGCACCUCGCCUCUUCCCCUAGGAAAGGAAGCCUCUCCCCCACUUGAAGAUUCAUACAGUGGACCCUCAGCACAACGUCCCUAGCCCGCUGAGGAGUGGCCAGUGAGUCACGAACCCGAAACGCUUUCUUCCAGACGAUACUUGCACCCCUCCUUUCUUCCCAUCACACCUGCUGCGUUGACUUCAUACUGCCUCCGACCACGCCUUUCCGCAGGUCCUUAAUCUGCGCAAUCUUUCAUUCGCUAAACAGCUUUGUGCUCAGCAGUCUCGCCUCUUGGGACCCCAACAAACCCAGGAUCCUUUCCUCCACUACCAGCAACGGAGUAACCUCUGUCGGCUCAAAAACUCUCUGCCAUGGUACAUCUCCUCACCUCAACAACCUUUCUACCUUGUUACAGAGCAGACAACCCUCGCGCACCUCUGUAACCUCCCACGUCCAGAUCGUAGGCAUCGGGUAACCAGCCGUCCUCACAAACUCCGUUGCUUGAUAAAUCUCUUCAGCUUCCAGCUUCUUUAGAUUCGACCUUUACAGGCCUCCAGUAAUGUUUUGAAGGCCUUUACCGCCACCUUAGCCAGGCCGAUGUCCCCCACAUCAGCACGAAGCAGCACACUGUCCUUUGCCGUUUAUCGACCCUGUGCUUCACAUUCAGGUCCGCUACCGUCAAACCCAUCAGCCCCUCCGCUCCCUUCUGUUUUGCAAAAGGCGUCUUCCCUCUGAUGCAUAUGUGCUUAUUGAAGGACAGCCACUCCUGCUCCACGUCCCACCUGUGACUCGCCUCGGGGACUUGUAUUACCUUGUUCUCCAUACACACUGCCGCCGUCUGCUUCCAAAGCUCACUCCCCCCACCCCAGUUGCUGAGCAGGGAGAAAUGAGCAUAAAGGGAAGCCCAUCCCAAGGGAAGAGCCACCGCUUGCCUGGUACACCUGCAGCUGGAAGAGGAGCACCGACAUCACGUAGCUGUUCCAGAUCGUUACUCUUGCCGAGGUGGUCAAAAAAUUGGACUGCCACUUCAUCAGCGUCUCCUUGACCCUAGCAAGAGCUUUAUCCUAGGUGGCUCCCGCCCCACCGCACGGUGAGAUCCAUAUGCCAAGCACCCGCUUUGCUUCGUCCCCUUUCAGCCACUUCAACCUAGACUUGCGCGGUAGCAGCGCUCUGACGUUCCUCCCGAGCGGCAUCAACGUCGAUUUGUUCGUGUUUGUCCCUUAUCCCGACAGCUCCCCGGACUCAAUUAACAGGACUUCCGCCCGCUGCAGCUGCUCCAUUCAUGAUUAGCAAGGUGUGGUCCGCAUAUCCCACAUACGCUAACCUUUGGUUCCCUCUCAACGUAAGCCCCAGACUCCUCCUCUCUGCUUCUCUGCAGAGCGGCUCCACGACGCAGAGGAAGAGAUACGGCACCAGCGGGCAUCCUUGCCUCACCCCCUUCGUGACCUCAAUCCGAUCUCCGAUUCACCCGUUCACCACCAGUUUGGUCCCUAAGCGAUCAUGCAGACCAGUCACCCACUUUAUGAACCGCUUCGGAAAUCCCAUCUUCUCCAUCACCCCGAACAAGAAACUCCGGUGGACUGAAUCCUAGGCCUUCUCAAAAUCAACCAGGAGAAGGUACCAGUCCUUGUCCCUGUUCCUGGCAGCUUCAAUGACGUCCGCCACAAUUGUUACUGCAUCCGAUAGCCUUCUACCUGCAAUGAAGCCGAAUCGCUCCCCUGAGAUGCAUUUGUGCAUGACCGACUUCAUGCGGUUCGCCAAGACCUUCGCCAAGAUCUUGUAGGAGGCAUUUAGGAGCGUAAUCGGACGAUAAUUCCCAAUGUCCUCUUCUCCCCCUUUCUUAUACAGCAGGAUUGUCUCAGUGCCACUUGCCUGUGGGGGGAGGUGGCCCGGGACUUCAAAAUCCCGCGCCAUCUUCCACACCGAGGGGCCCAACAGAUCCCACUGCCUCUGAAAGAGCUCCUUCGGCAGCCCAUCCAUGCCCGGCAACUUCCUGUCCGCCAUUUCCCACAGCGCCUGCUUGACUUCCUUCUAUGACCAAGGCUUUUCAAGUUCCACACCUUCAAGCACUCUCAGCCUCCUCCCUUCCCCCCCCAUCCAGGUUUCAGGCCGCUCCCGCUCCGUACUACCCUCGAACGCCACCCUGAAAUGCUGUGUUGCAACUUUCAGGAUGUCGUUCUGCGCCAUGACUGUCUUGCCGCCAUGAAGUAGCUGCUUAAUUCUUGUCCUCCCUUUCCGAGCUUUGAUCCUCACCGACAGGUACACCGAUGGGACCUCGCCUACCAACUCCAUCCCCUCCCCUGCCAGCAGCUGCAGCCUGCACCUGAUACUAUCUUCAUACGCCACAAGCAGUGACUCCUGCGUUGGCAGCUUUGCCUGCAGCCGUACAGAUGCUUGCCCACGCAUGACCUCCUGCCGCAGCACCGCCACACUCUGCUCGAAGUGAAGGCGAGUUUCUUUAACCCGCUUCCGCUCUUCAAGCACAUACAAUGAUAAGCCCGCUCUCAGCCUGUCUAUUAACUUGUCAUAGCAGUCAGAGCCUUCCUCCCGAUGCCUCGUGACCACCCGUUCCACUCUCAGUCUGACCCCUUCUCGGCCCGCGAAGGUCACUGGCAGGCGCCAAAUCCCUGGACCAAAGCCUCCUCGUGUCUUGUCUCGUAACAGGAGGAAGGCGCCAAAACUGUGAGCCAAAAUUCCCUUUGGUAUCAUAACAUGUCUCGCCCCCGCCACCAGGUGCAGUAUGGAGUGCGAGAUUAAACAUCUAUCAAUACGUGAGUCCCCUCCCGGUUUCUUGUACCGGUACGUGAACUCCUUCAGCGCCGGGUUGAAGUUCCUAAAGGUGUCCCCCAUGCUGAAGCUCGCCAGGAUCUGCAUCAACCUCCUGUUCUCCCCCGAUGAACCCACUCCCGUGGAUCUGUCCAUAUCCGGAUCCUCCACCAAGUUCAGAUCCCCCACUAGGACCUGGUGAUCUGCUGCCGAGAGAGCCGCUACAAAAGGAGCAAGGGCGUCCCAUAUAAAAAUCCCCCUGUCCGAUGCCUGUGCCGGGAAGUAGGCAGCAACCAGGAGCACACUUGAGUCCUCCCACUCCAAUUUGACACCAAGCAGUCUUCCAGAUGAGUGCGCCUCCACAUGCUUGAACACCAUCCCCUUCUUAAAACAGAUCACGCUAACCCCGCUCGCUCUCUACUCUGGUGAGGCAGCUGCAGUAGCCUCCGCCCCCAGAUCUGUUCAAAAUUUAUGGUCUGCCGCUAUCUUGGUAUCUGCUAGAACCACUAUGUUCGUUGUUUGAUGCGCCCAUGCUCCUAACUUGAUCCUCUUUCCCAUACUUCCCAAUCCGUUCACAUUAUACCCGUAGAUGGACAGCUGGGGAUUCCUAUCUAUGGACAACUGUUGCAGAGGGCCCCAAGCAUUCACAGGGCGCAUGAGAAGAUGGUGACUCUACUACUAACACACUACUACAUGAGGACAAGGCUACAGCAAGUUCCGGCAGGAGCAGCAAUACCCUAUUCACGCGGGUGAGGUUUGCUACGCAUG